UCUGCACGACAUGUUGACAUUGGGCACUUCGAUCCAUCCGGAGUCAAUGAGCUCCGCAGAGCAAUGUCUCGCGCCUCUGGCGUCUCCUCUGGGAGGAGGGCGGAUGCUCAGUCAAUCAGCCGUCAGCCGACGCGGUCGGAUGCUACCUCUGAUGAGGGUACUUUGACACCUGGAGAUGGACCAUUUGACUUCGAGAAGACGCUGAAGACCGUUAUGAGGAGGCUGGAGCAGUCAGACAUCAAGACCAGAGAACUUGGAGUCUUGUUUGAAAACUUGAGGGUUGUCGGAUUAGGCGCAGGAGCCACGUACCAAGCCACGCUGGCUUCUGAGCUCAACCCGCUCAAAUUCAUCGACAUCGUGAAGCGGCUUCGCCACCCACCUGUUCGCGACAUUUUGACUGGGUUCGAAGGCUGUGUGAAGCCGGGCGAGAUGCUCUUGGUCCUCGGCCGUCCGGGCGCGGGUUGCAGUACCCUGCUUAAGACCCUCGCCAACCACCGGGCUGACUACCACGCCGUUCAUGGAGACGUCUUCUACGACACAUUCACACCCGCAGAAAUUGCUAAGCACUAUCGCGGAGACGUUCAGUACUGCCCCGAGGACGAUGUGCACUUCCCCACACUCACGGUGAAGGAGACCCUUGACUUCGCUGCAAAGACCCGCACCCCGCAGACGCGUAUCGCCGAAACUCGCCGAGAGCAUCGCGAGACGAUAACGGACAUAUUGGCGACUAUUUUCGGAUUGAGACAUGUCAAGGACACGCUCGUCGGCGACGCUAGGAUAAGGGGCGUCAGCGGCGGCGAGAAGAAGCGGGUGUCUAUUAGCGAAGUCUUGGCGACGAGGAGCCGAAUUACUGCUUGGGAUAAUUCCACCCGUGGACUUGACGCGUCGACAGCACUUGAAUUCGUCCGCGCCCUCCGGCUGGCCACCGACAUUGCUCAUGUGACAACCAUCGUUGCUAUUUACCAGGCAGGCGAGUCGCUGUACGAGCUUUUCGAUAAGGUUUGCGUGCUCUACGAGGGCAAGAUGGCGUACUUCGGGCCCGCCGAACACGCUCGGCAGUACUUCAUCGACAUGGGAUACGAGCCCGCGAACCGACAGACCACGGCCGACUUCCUCGUCGCAGUGACAGACCCACACGGACGCACGCUCCGCAAGGGCUUCGAAGACCGCGCGCCGCGCACAGCUGACGAGUUCGCGCAGUACUUCCUCAGCAGCGACCUCGGUGCCGCAAACCGUCAGGACAUGGAGCACUACCGCAUGGAGUGUGAGGGAAACCCGGAGAAGAGCGAGACGUACCGCCAGAGCAAUCGUGCGGAGCACGCGACAACUAGUCGUGCGAGGAGCUCGUACAUUAUCUCCAUCCCGAUGCAGGCGCGAGCGUUGAUGCUGCGGCGGGUCCAGAUCAUCAAGGGUGCGGUCGGCGCGCAGGUGAUUCAGGUGAUGUCGUUCGUGCUGCAGGCAGUGAUUGUGGGCACUAUCUUCUUGCGGGUGAGCGAUACAACAUCAACGUUUUUCUCGCAAGGAGGUGUGAUGUUCUUUGCGCUGCUUUUUUCCGCUUUGUCGACGAUGGCGGAGAUCCCGGCGCUCUUCGGUCAACGGCCCAUUGUGCUCCGGCAUACGAGAGCUGCGAUGUACCACCCGUUCGUCGAGGCCGUAGCCCUAACGUUGGUUGAUGCCCCUAUCACGGCCGUGACCAUCAUCGUGUUCUGCAUCGUCCUAUAUUUCGUCGUGGGCUUGCAAGCGUCCGCUGGGCAAUUUUUCAUCUUCUUGCUCUUUGUUUACUCGAUGACGUUGACGAUGAAGGCAUGGUUCCGUGCACUUGCGGCGGCGUUUAAGAGCGCAGCUCCAGCGCAGGCGAUUGCCGGAGUAUCCGUUCUGAUUCUGGUACUGUACACUGGCUAUACAAUCCCUCAACCAUAUAUGAUCGGCGCAUUGCGAUGGCUUACGUGGCUUGAUCCUCUGCACUAUGGCUUCGAAGCCCUCAUGGUCAAUCAGUUCCGUACAGUCGACGCUGUCUGCUCGUCGCUCAUACCUACAGGACCCGGAUACGAAUCAGUGUCUUUGCAAAAUCAGGUCUGCACCACCGUAGGCUCGCAGCCAGGUCAGGACACGGUCAACGGCGCUCGAUAUGUCGCACUUUCCUACGGGUAUUCGUAUAGUCACUUGUGGCGGAACUACGGUAUAAUAAUCGCCUUCGGUAUAGUUUUCUUGAGCGCCCUGCUCUUGCUGACUGAGAUUAACACCUCUGUUGCUGGCGACUCGACCGUGACACUAUUUAAGCGAGGAGCAAAGGCGAACAUGGAACAAGCCGUGCCUGACGAUGAGGAAAAGCCACGUAACAGCCCGCCGUCCCCGACGGAGACGACUGGAGUAUCAGAAGACGCACGUGAGGCUAUGAAGGAAGCCCCAGCAGCAAACACUUUCUCGUUCGAGAACCUGACGUAUGUCGUACCUGUGGGCGGCGGUCAAAGGAAGCUUUUGGACAAUGUAUCCGGCUACGUGGCGCCGAGUAAACUGACGGCUUUGAUGGGAGAAUCUGGAGCCGGCAAGACUACGCUGCUUAAUGUUUUAUCUGAACGGACGUCGGGCGGCGUCGUGACCGGCAACCGAUUCAUGAACGGCCAGACCUUGCCCCCGGAUUUCAGGCAGAAAACUGGCUAUGUGCAGCAAAUGGAUACUCAUCUACCGACGGCAACCGUCCGAGAAGCAUUGUUUUUCUCCGCUAUGUUGCGUCAGCCCCCCUCUGUUCCACAAUCGGAAAAGGAGGCUUGGGUCGACAAGUGCCUGCAGAUGUGUGGUCUGAAAGAUUUUGCGGAUGCAAUUGUCGGCUCUCUCGGGGUUGAGCACCGCAAGCGCACGACCAUCGGCGUUGAACUCGUCGCCAAACCUUCGCUCAUCUUCCUCGACGAGCCGACAUCUGGACUCGACUCGCAGAGCGCCUGGGCAAUUGUCAGCUUCCUGCGCAGCCUUGCAGCCAGCGGUCAGUCGAUUGUCUGUACGAUCCACCAACCAUCAGCCGAGCUCUUCGAGCAAUUUGAUCGGCUACUGCUCCUGCGGAAGGGCGGACAGACCGUAUAUUUCGGGGAUGUGGGUGAGAAAUCAAGCGCACUCAUCGGUUAUUUCGAGUCGAAUGGCGCGCGUCCGUGCGGCGAGGCCGAGAACCCUGCAGAGUACAUUCUUGACGCCAUCGGUGCCGGAGCGACAGCGACGACCGACAUUGAUUGGGCCGACACUUGGAGGAAGUCGGAUCAUGCGAGUGAUCUCGUCAAGGAACUUGAUACGAUACACAUUGAAGGACGGCAGCGCGAGACUGUCAGCACGUCGGCGAAGAUGAGCGUUUAUCAGACGUCCUGGAGCUUCCAACUGGCAACGCUGCUGAAGCGUAAUGCCGAGCGUCACUGGCGGGAUCCGACAUACUUGAUAGCCAAGCUCGGUGUAAACAUUGCGGCAGGUCUACUCAUUGGUUUUACUUUCUUCAAGGCAAAGGAUACUGUACAGGGAACGCAAAACAAGCUUUUUGCCAUUUUCAUGUCUACAAUCAUCAGUGUGCCGCUCUCGAAUCAGCUGCAAGUGCCGUUCCUCGACAUGCGCAGCAUAUUCGAAAUCCGGGAGCGCCACAGUAGCAUGUACAGCUGGACAGCUUUUAUUACUUCGCAGAUCCUCGUGGAAAUCCCUUGGAAUAUCCUCGGGUCAUCUUUGUAUUUCCUGUGCUGGUACUGGACUGUGGGCUUCCCGACUGACCGAGGAGGAUUUACAUACCUGAUGUUGGGAGUGGUCUUCCCGCUGUACUACACGACCAUUGGCCAGGCUAUCGCGGCUAUGUGUCCAAAUGCUGAGAUCGCUGCACUUGUUUUUAGCUUCCUGUUUAGCUUUGUUCUAUCAUUUGAUGGUGUCCUUCAGCCUUUCCGCCAACUCGGUUGGUGGCAGUGGAUGUACCGCCUGUCUCCCUAUACAUAUCUCAUCGAAGCACUACUAGGACAAGCAAUCGGGCAUAGCAGCGUCACUUGUGAUGCAGUUGAGCUCGUCACAGUUACUCCGCCUUCAGGUCAGACCUGCCAGCAGUACCUCGGCCGGUUCAUCGAGGAAGCAGGAGGAUACAUCACGGAUGGCGACGCGUCGAGCAAUUGCCAAUACUGCUCGUAUAGUACGACCGAUGCGUUCCUUGGGCAAAGCUUCAACAUUUAUUACUCCCAUCACUGGCGCGAUUUCGGUAUUUUCUUUGCAUUCAUUCUCUUCAAUGUAUGCUGUAUUUACCUCUUUACCUAUCUGUUCCGCUUGCGCUCGGGAAGCCUGUUUGGAGUCUUCAAGAGGCUCGUGGCAAAACGUCAGUAAUGUUGGGAUUACAGCUACGAAAUAUAGACAAACCUUGUUAGACCUUCCACCGUCACGAUCUAGAGUAAGACUUGUCACAUGCGUCAUAAAUGUAUUAAACACUAGACAUAUCUCAG
Messenger RNA from Postia placenta MAD-698-R-SB12, 4448 nucleotides. RefSeq lists its product as hypothetical. The transcript is spliced from 16 exons. The coding region runs from base 64 to 4332 and encodes 1422 amino acids. The record is from RefSeq and is a predicted model, not a curated record. Gene Ontology annotation, molecular function: ATP hydrolysis activity; ATP binding; ABC-type transporter activity. Gene Ontology annotation, cellular component: membrane. Gene Ontology annotation, biological process: transmembrane transport. NCBI's taxonomy places the organism in Eukaryota, Fungi, Basidiomycota, Agaricomycetes, Polyporales, Adustoporiaceae.